AUGGACAAACCUUCAGCUCCUCACGUCGUCAUGGAAACAGACGCUGGAGAUCCACCUGCAGACGACCACCUCCUGAAUCUGAAGGCCCUGACGGAGAAGUUACGGCUGGAGACCAGGAGGCCUUCGUACCUGGAGUGGAAAGCUCGGCUGGAGUCUGGAGCUGGAUCAGAACCGAUCCGGAUCGAUCAGCAAGACGAGAAGAUGGAAGCAACUGCGACUCAGUGCAAACUGACCUCAGGUCCACUGAAGGGAUUCAAGAACAUGGAUGAAGCUCUCAGCUGGCUCCGGACAGAACUGUCAGACAUGCAGCUGCAGGACCAGCUCUUGGCCCGUCAGCUGAUGGCUCUGCGCGAUGACAUCAGCAGGCUGAAGGUGGACCAGGCGUGUCAGCAGCACCGCCGGAUGCUCAACGACGCCACCUGCAGUCUGGAGGAGCAGGACCAGCUGUCUGAGCUGCUCUGUGAAGGUCCGGCGUCGCCGGGUCUCGGACUGUCGGCGCCGCUGAGGCUCAUCGGAGUCACAAAGAUGAACAUCAACUGCCGACGCUUCUCCCUGUGCUGAAGAGUCGGGUCAGAACCUCCUGCCAGCCUCCAUCAGCACCAGCUGAUCAUCACUGAGCUUUGAUGGAAAUGACUUGUUCUCUGUGUUUAUGGUCUAAUUGCACUUGUUUGUGAACUCGUUCCGGUUCUUUGCAGAACCCCACAUGUGUUUGUUGUGAAUGACCCUCUUUGGCAGAAGGACUCUGUGUACAAACAGACUGGUACCAGUAGAAGUACUGACUCAGCUGCUUUACUCAGGUAGAAGUGUGAAGCUGCAGGUUCAGACCUUUACUGACGUACAGGAGUCAGGAUGAAUGUUGACCGUCUGGAGCUCACAGCAGGACAACCCUAACUCUAACCC
Molecule: messenger RNA, 900 nt
Organism: Stegastes partitus (bicolor damselfish)
Lineage: Eukaryota; Metazoa; Chordata; Actinopteri; Pomacentridae
Gene: fam167ab
Product: family with sequence similarity 167 member Ab
Exons: 2
Coding region: 1-561 (186 amino acids)
Source: RefSeq, a predicted model, not a curated record